Messenger RNA from Calliphora vicina (urban bluebottle blowfly), 2373 nucleotides. RefSeq lists its product as uncharacterized. NCBI's taxonomy places the organism in Eukaryota, Metazoa, Arthropoda, Insecta, Diptera, Calliphoridae. The record is from RefSeq and is a predicted model, not a curated record. The transcript has 3 exons. The coding region runs from base 281 to 1411 and encodes 376 amino acids.
UUCUUUGCGUAAAAGUUGCUGCAGAAUUGUUAUAGAAAAUAUUCAGCCAACGACCAAACGUGUACGCAGCAAUCCUCCCAGCAAAUGGAGAGUAGUAGGGGAAAAUGCGCUAAUUGAAUUUUUGAUUUAGAUUUGAAAUAACACAUUUAGUUAUGAGGGGUUGUUCAUUUCAGUCGCAUUUCAUUCAUGUUAUUAUUUUAGUACUUCUGAACUUAGAAUACCUUGUGAACCCACUUAAUAUAUAUUACUUAAAAUGUGAUUCAGAGGUAAUAAGAAAUAAAUGAAAAUGCAAAUUCAUUACAAACAUAACAUGUCUCUUAAUAACACGGGCAUUUCAAGGACAACGGAAAAAUGUUUUACAAACAUAGAAUUGGUCACAAACAUUUGCAAAUUUUUAAACUACGGACAACAAUUUCAAUUGUCAAAAGUCUCCCGAGAAUUAAAUCAUAUAAUUGUGAAUUUCGUAUGGAAACUUAAAUUUAAAGAAGUGGAAAUACUCAUAUUUCAUAAAACAACAGAUAACUUAGUAUCGGAUCGAAUUGAUAUACAAGCAAAUAAUCUCCUUAGUGUUACCAAACAAUGUGAUAUAAUAAGCAAGCAAAGUACAUUUUUAAAAACUAAUGAAUUAGAAAUUUUCUUAAACUUAAACGUUUAUAAUAUUAAUAAAUUACAAUUAAUAACAGCAAAUGAUCACUGCGAGCGUGUUAUAGUUAAAUUUCCUUUAAAGCAAAACUUCAAAAAUCUUAAUUAUUUAAGUUAUGUGCGCAUUACAUUGGCAAGUGAGGACCUACAAAAACUGGCCGAUAAUUGUUUAAAACUAGAAACUUUGGUUAUGUGUAAUUGCUUGAAUCGAGAGGGUCAAACAUUGGUUUUAGAUAAUGACAUCGAUAUUCAGAUUAUAAAAAACAUGCGGAAUUUAAAAAACCUAAUUAUAAAAGACAGCAACGAGGGCAGUGACAACAGACAACAUUUGUACACCAUUUCAAAUAUUGAACAUAUUUUAAAUCAAACGAAAUUGCAGUGUCUUAACAUAAAUGUUCAUAUUCUUCCUGACAGCAAUACACUUAAAAAGGAAUUAACUGUUAAUAAUUUGAAAUGUUGCACAAAUUUUCAAAUUGGACGUUUUGUUGAAUGUUCCAAUUUCAUCGAUUUUCAAACAAACAUAUUGGAGAACUUUGAAAAUCUAAAAAAUUUAUACCUUAGUGGUUAUAAGUUCCGUACAAACAUUACUACUGACUUAUUUAAUAUUCUAUUAAAAUCCUGUGAAAAUUUAACAAAUUUAACGCUAGAUCAAUGCCGCAUUAUGGAUUUCAUUGCACUGCCAAAAUUACAACAUCUAUCUCUCCGAAGCUGCCAGGGUUUAACUUUCAUAAAUUUAAAAACCAUGUUAAAUGAAAUGCAUUUAAUAUAAUUUUCAUCUUUAUACUGCAUAUAUAGAGGAGACUUUGAAUACUUCCUUAUUUCAUCAACGCUACAAGAAUUCAAUUGUGAUUUCAGAACUGAAGAUAUUUUAAAUUUAUUAAAAUUCAAUAUCCUAAACCUACCAAAUUUAACAGACCUCACUUGGAGUAACUACGGUUAUAAAAAUAAUACCUUAAUGCUGUCAAAUUUAGCUCCCAACUUGAAAGUGUUGUAUGUCCCACAGCUGCAAUUAAAUGUUGAAGACUGUUUCAAAUUGAAAUGUUUACAAAAAAUAGUUAUCACUUCAUAUUAUGAAAUGAUUGUGUCCGAAUUGCUGCUGCUGCUAAAACAUGAACAUUUAAGAGACUUAUCAAUUGACUACGUUGGCAUUUGUACUGUGGAUGUUGAUUCAAGGGAACUUGUGGCAUUUCACUGUAAUCUUAUUUCACUCACUGUUCCUUGGGUUAUAAUGAAAGCCAUAGCAGAUUUUUGUUUGGAUUUAUUACAACUAAAUACAAAUUUAUCCUUAACAUGUUUUAAUAUUUCAAGCGAUUUAAUUACAAAUAUAUUAUCUAAUGCUAAAUUUCCACAUAGAUUUAGCUGUAUAAAUAUCUGUGGUGUUUCUAUAGAUUGCAUUUCUAUCCAGGAACAAUGUGAGGAAGCUAUGAAUCUAAUCAAAUUAAUUAUGGAUCACUUUCGUUUUUUUGGGAAACGUUAUUUUACGCUAGAAUAACUUUGUAGCAUUUAAAUGUAAAUAUUAAAAUAACGCUGGAGUCGUUGAGGUUACUUCACUUAUUUAAAUGUCUUUAAAAGACAGUUUAAUAAGAAUUUAACCUGAUUGAUUUCCAUUCUCAGUUUUAUCAAGUUUUCGCAUUAUGGAAAGUGUAAUUAUAACAAAUUAUAACAAUCAAACAUGAAAUAAAUAUUUUAUAAAAUAAGUAAGAGCGUUAAAAUUCGGCUCUGAAAAAAAAA